AUGACGUCCCUGCCUGGCAGCAUUGGCUGGUCAAUAACAGGUGACAAGACCCUUGAUUUUGCCAGAAACCCAGCUGAAUUUAUUCAAAAGAACAUCAAGACAUGCAAGUCAAGAGUGUUUCAAGUAAGGGCUCUAAACAGGCCACAUGCUCUUGUAGCUUCAAACCAAGGAGUCAAGGAAAUUUUAGAAGGUAUUGAAGUUAAAAUAAUAUUUUUACAAUAAUUACUGAGCAAUUUCCCACACACAGACUGGUUGAGAGCCAUAGUUGAUGAGAUUAUAGACCUGAAAUUGAUGUGAUGUUUUGGCAAUUUGUUUUUCUGUUUCCAUAAUUUCACAAUUUUCUGAGAAACUGACUGAUAUGGACAUCGAAAACUGUCAAUGUUAUUCUAAAGGAUAAAGUGACAACAAUUUUCUAUGGUCUAUACUCUUAUUGACCAUAGAAAUCACUUCAAAUUAUUCAAAACUUUGCAGUGAAACCACUCGCCUGCAACUUACAGUCGGUUCCAAUUAAGUUUUGGACAUUUUGACGUCAUUUCAGAUCAAUGGUUGAUAAGUUGACUUGUUAAUUAAAAUUUACCUGAUUAUUGUUUUAAAGUGAAAUGCUUUGGAAGGUUCAUGUUUAUUUUCAAAGACCAUCUGCUAGCGUGGAUCUGCCUGCUAAAGUGGCAAUUAUAAUCAAAAAUUUGCCUGCCUAUAGUUGCUCAGUGGUUAGAGCAUCCAAACUAGGACUUGGAGGGUCAUGAGUUUGAAAUUUUUUUCUGACCUUUCUGAUGUUGGAUUCCUUCCUCUUCCAACUUAUAUUGAACAGUCUUGGUCUUGUACGCUGGUGGACAGCUGAUAAUGUCCCCUAUAAAGUCCACUAUGACUGACAGGAGUGUACUUUCAUGGUUUUUUCAAAUUUUGACAUGCACAAUUUAGGGAAAAAUCCAUCAAAACCACUGGAAAAGCACCUUAGUAAACUUGUGAAGUUUGAAGGCGAUACGUCUUAAGUGGGCAGAGAUACAGCUCCGCAAAGUUGCAAAAAUUUACAGAUGUUUGUAUGGUAGGGGGCACAAUUUUGCCCCCUACCAUACAUGUACAAAUGUCUGUAAAACUUUGCGACUUUAAGGAGUUAUACCUUCAUCAGUUUUCUACAAUGCACCUUCAAACUUGGCAAUGUUACUAAUUUAAAGGCACUCUUUCAGGUGUCAAAGUAGACAGAUUUUUCCAACUUGUCCAUGUCAAAAGUUGAAAAAAGGUGGAAAAAUCUAUUUGACCCUGCUCACCGUAGAGCUUCCAGUAGCUCAGUAGUUAGAGCAGCGGGUCAUGAGUUUGAUUCUUACCUGGAGCUCGAAAUUUUUUCUAAGCUUUCUGGUGUUAGAUUUCUCCUUCUUCCAAAUUUCUUAUUUUCAUUCACAGACAAGGCAGACCAGCUAGACAUGGGCUAUAAAGACUUUGGAUACAUGUACAGUUUGUAUGGAGACUUGGUAAUAUUCAACAGUGAUGAUGAGGCAUUACGGAUGAGAAAUGCCCUCCACCAUCUGUUUAGACCUGAAGAAGUGGCCCAUUUUAUGGGAGAAGUUGAGUUAGUUUCUUCUAGAUUACUAAACAGCAUUGAAGACAAGGAUAUUGUUUUUCCUUAUAAACUGUUCAAGCUUCUUACAACUGAGGUUUGUUUACAAUUAUUCCUGGGUUUGGAUGUUGAAGCUGCAAAAGGAGAAGCAGCGUCUAUCGCUGAGCUCACUAUAGCUCAUUGGCAUGGUGAGUAUUGCCAAAAUUUGGUACACAUUUCAUGUGGAUGUACAAUUGGUAAUAAAAUUAGUAACAUUAACAAAAUUUUUGCUAACUUAGAAAAGGGGAAAUAAUGCUUCCCCAUCCCCUCCAUGCAAUGUUGUGCUGCUGUUCAAGCUUUCUGUAGAAAACAACAAACACCCCAACUUUGAAUGGAGGGGAGGUGGAAGGGUUGUGGAUUGUUUUGUUCUCCUUAGUUGCCCCAUUUGAGGACAAAGUCUUAACAGUUUUAUCACUGAUUGUAGCUUUUGACCUAACCUGUUAUUUAAAUUAGAGAAUCACAUAGCUGAGAAUGUGAUUGCAGGGCUGUCGCUAACGGAGCUUUCCAUUUGUCAGAACUGACCGGCCAGCCCAUUCCCAUCGUAAAUUAUGUGAAUUUCAUUUUUAAUCAAAAUUAAUCAUCCAGAUCUGUCAAAUUCUAAAUAUUAUGCACAAAGGGGAUGGUUUUUCAGCAAAACCUCUUGGAAAAAGUCCAUUUCAUCGCCAAAAUGUCUGGUCUGACCAUGGUCUGGCCGGCCAGUUCUGACUUUUGGAAAGUGCCCUAAGAUUUUAAGUUGCCAGUGAGAUGUAGUUAGUAGGCAGGGAAUUGAGCAACUAGGAAGGUCUUUUGGUUCUAUUUUAUUGUUGUUGUUUUCAGUUUUAUAUUAAUGACGGUAGCUAGAGGUCAUGCUUAUGGUAGCUGGGAAAAAUCUCCAGCCCCCAGCUCUUAGUACAGUGACAGCCCUAUAAUUGGUAAAAUUUUAUUAAAGGCAAGUCGUGAGCAAUACAUCUGAUGUAGCUUUCUCAAGCAAACACUACAUACAAUAUUAUUCAUGUAUUAAGAAAAAAAUAAAAGUGGUAUCUAAUUUUGUAAUUUUGUUUUUUGUCAUUUUUGUAUCAAAAGACGAACGAUUCAAGAGAAAAUCAUUGUUCUACUAAAUUUCACCAUACAUGCAAUAUAGAAUGACUUUUCCUGCAUUCCAGUGAACAAAGGUACCAACUUAAGGCUUAGGUUGACAAAAUACAAGUCACUCAACUCACAUCCUGGUUUUAUUGUGUGUGCUAAUUGGACAGGUUAAAUAGUUAUUUAUAACAGUCUAUUAGAGUUCAAAACUGAACUGAUGAGCUUGACCUUGGCCUUUAUAAUGAUUACCGGUAUAUUACAAUGUGUUUCUUUCUUCUCUCGUUUAAAGGACUUAUCUCUGUUCCUGUGAAUUUUAAUGUGUAUGGCUAUAAAUCAGGAUACACCAAAGCAAUGUCAGCAAAGGUAUAAAACAUGUAAAAUAGUCAGUUCACUCAAUUUUUGCUCGUGUUGUUGUACCAAUACUUACCUUAUUUCAGUGCAAAAAUUAUGUACAAAGUGAUUACAUCUGCAUUAUUCUAAGGAAUUUUAGCUUAAAAACAAGUUGUUGAGGUGCAAUUAACAUAAAGACAAACUUAUGACAACUGUGAUACAUUUUGUGAUGGCUUUGAAAUGGGGUGUUACUAUAGGUUUUAUAUGUUUCAGUAACAUGUUCACCCUGCAACCUUCCUUUUGCUUGUUCAAAUUUGGUGUACUCUAGAAGGAAUCAAGGAAGAUCUUUGUUGAGCAUACACUGCAUGUUGCUAGGAUAACAGUUUGAACACAGGUCCAAUGGCAGUGCACUUGGUAUAGUGGCACAUCUCCAAAAAUUGAGAAUUGAUGGGAAAGGGAUGAUAGAUGACGUCAUAAUGCAUGGCACAUGACAUCAUUUGUGCAAAAAAUAGUCAUUAACUCAGAUAGUCACAAAUUUGCGAUGACACAAAACUUGUGAAAAAGACAUUGUUAGCAUUGCAACAUUUGAUCUGAUUGGUUUACUUUCCACCAGUCACAUUGUUUCAUAUAUUACAAUGGCAUACCGGAGUUUAUGAGGAAACGUUCGAUGUUAACAAUAAAAUAGCUCAAACAACGCAAAGUAGUGGGCAUUUUAUUGUCGGAAAGUCAAGUCUACUGAAGAAAUGGCAAACGCCGUUUUUAUCAGGAGAUACGGUCCAAAAUCUGGAGUCUCCCUGAUUAUCCGGGAGAGAUGACAGUUCUGCAGUAGGCUCAGUUAUGAUCAUCGGUUUAUCAGUAAAAGGCUGCUUGCACUAAAAAAAACCCAGUUUGAUGAGAGGAAACAAGAUUGACUAGUCCAGAAGUUCAGAUUGUGGGCAGAGCAUCAACUGCUCCUCCUCACUCAAGAAAUCAAAAGGAGACUCUGCCUGCAGGGUGUAACAUAUGCCCAAUAACAGCUAACUGUUAAAGGCUGGGGUAUCUCAGGCUGCACCCUGUGAACAGUGCCUCCUUUUGGCUUCUUCUUGUUCGAGGAGGGAAAAAGGAAGCUUCUGCCAGAAUUCUGUCAAAACUUUGAGGUCACCACAGCACGAACUGCUGGACCAGAUGAUCUUGUGAGCAUCUGUUUAGUGAUAAACUGAAUUUGCUAUACCAAGGGUGAGGCUACUAGGCCUGGGUUCAAAAAUGUAUCCUAGCAACAUGCAGUGCAUUUUCAACAACGAUCUUACUCAAUUCAUGAGCAGAGUCUUUCUCAAGUAAAUCAAAACUGAGCAAGUGGAAGAAAGGCUUAGCUGGAAAGAUACCCUUAGACUGGGAGCAAGCUCUCUGGAGCACCCUGGCCGCGGGGCGAUACCCCUCGAAGAGCUUGCUCGCAGCCUAAGAUACCCAGCUGCAACAUCUUAUGAAUUAAUGGAAAAUGGGGAAAUGGCAGUUUCCUAAUAGUUUCGUUAAGUCCAGAUGACAAUGCGAGAUGGUAGAGGACCAUUUUGGUGAAGUGCAACUGGCAUCCUUUCAUGGCCUUUAUGGUAGAAUUUCACUUAUUGGGCAAAUCUCAUACCCAGGUCUCAUACGGUCAGAUAGAAACAGACAGGUUGAGAUCUGGGUACAACAUUAACUUUAGCCUCAACUGCAGGCUGGUUACAGAUUACUUCCGGCAGUGUAAACACAUGUAUGGCCACUUGAUGGAAAGCAAACUAUGGUAUUUUGGUGGGUCUCAGUCCAGUUUUUACGAUUUCUAACGAGCUUUCCUUAAAUUUCUCAUUGUCAGAAUCGUCUUUUGACCAUCAUCAAUAAACGUCUAGCAGAGGAGAAACACUGGUAAGUCAGUGAAGUGGAUGAAGUAAUCAAAGUUGACGUCGUGAUUCCUGACACAUGUACUACACAUGAACACCAUGUGUUCGCCCCCAACAUUUGCCAAAAAGUAGCAAAAGUCUUUUGAAGCUAGUCAUUCACGUGGUACAAAAUCGCCAUGUUGGAGAGCAAAGACAGAAAAAACAAACAGCUCAUUAUUUUAUACUGGUAAUUUCCUUUGUUGUCUUGUCCCAGUUUCCCCACCCUCUCCAGUAUUGCGGUUUUGUACCACGUGGAUGACUAUAGUGUAACUGAAGGGCGCAAUAGCCCUUUUUAGCUUGUAUGUUUUGUUUUUCCAAUUUAAACCACGUGAUGUUCUCCAGGGAAUUAACAGCAACAACUAGCAAAAGGCAAGCCAGUUGGUCGUUUACAAAUGUGACCAAAGGGUUGACAAAGGCCGGGUGUGCUAAAUCAGUCAUGUUUUAGUUACAAUGAAGCGUUACGAACGAAGGAAGGAAAUUCGCUGUCGCUAUUGAGAACGCGUUCUGAGAUUAUCGGCUUCCCUGUACACUUAAGCUACGUGCAAACAGACGCAACAACUCCCAACGAUGUUGGCCCGAGUGGGGGUUGAUUGAUAAGUGUUGGCAGUGGUGUGCAAACGGAUGCAACUACUCCCAAGAACAUGCUACAAGAUACUUGCAACAGGGUGUGCAAACGUACCCAACAUGCAACAUCCAAUAAUGUUGCGUCCGUUUGCACGGGGCUUUAUUGUAAGUUUAAGUGUGAAUUCAUAAACAAUGAUAGCUUUUUUCACUUUGUUUUAGCUUUCUUAAUGCCAUCAGGGAAGCAGAAUUUAAAUCCAAGGCUGAAAUGGCAAAUCACCUUUUGUUAUUUGUAUCCGCGUUGGUCCCAAAAGCCUUAGCGUCAUUGAUGACGUCAUUCUGCAUCGAACUUGCAAAACCGGAAAAUGUAAGUAAAAUAAUCGUCUAUACAAUGAAGAUAUUGUCAUCGAAUGCUUUUUAUCCAUCUUUUCCCUUCUUUUAAGUUUUUCAUUUCUUUACGUACAACCCUCGGUAACACACCGAUACCGGCUUGAGUUAACAUGUUGGCGUUCGCUGGCUACGCAAGUGUUUGUCACCUGAAUCGCCCCAAGUAAAGGAAUCCAAGACAGUCUUGGAUCUGGAUUCCACGCCGGGAACAGUAGAACUUUGAUUCCGCAUUCCUAUCGAUAGUGGAAUUGUGGAUUCCUUGAGCUGUAUUCCGGAUUCCAAAGCCAAGGAUUCAGGAUUCCGCAACAACAAUUUGCUGAAUAUCGGGAUUCCACAAGCAAAAAUUUCCCGAGAUCCAGAAUUCGUAUUCCCUUACAUGGAGUAACCUAAACGCCCAAAGUAAAACCAAAAUCUGCACUUCAUACCCCUAGACGAGACGACGAGCAUCCGUGCCUUCUCUUUCGAGUACGUACUACUACUACAUGUAUUUUCUUGUAAUUUUUGUCUAAUCUGCAUGAAAAAAUGUAAAUUUACGUGUAGGCUAACAGCAUUUUUAUACAUUUGCAUUAUGAUUUUCUAGGUUGAAAAACGCCUUCGGGCAGCUCAAGAUGAUAGAUAUUUAGAAAAUGUGCUGUUGGAAGUGAAACGACUCUGGCCGCCGUUUUUAGGGGGGCGAAGACUUGCAAAACAGGUAAGCACUGAGAUUUAUUCCUUUAAGUUUUGAUUUUUGAUACUUAAGGAUACAUUGUUGAGUUUUGCUCUCAAUGCGUUUCGCUUCUGACCGGCGACCUUUUAGCGCCACGGUCCAUGAAGGUGGUCCGUUUUUCAUUAAUGCGAUCGUAUCCCUACACGAUCGGAUCGAGAUUUGGUUGCUUGUGUGAAGACGUAGGGAUGUGAAUAUGAUCCCCUAAUGAAGAUCCCGUAACCCCGAGUUACUAGCGACUCCCAUACUGAGCCUAUGUCACGGCGUUUUUACGGACUGGUUUAGUUUUAGAUACACGGUUUGCGGGGCUAAGAAGAUAUUCUAAUUUCUUGCCAAAAUUAUUGUAAAACAGUCGGUGAAAACGCCGUGAUAUGAGUACAUGAAAUUACUCGCUCCAGGUAAUGAGCUCCUGCCCCGGCCUAAUAUUAGGGAGCUUACGCAACUACGAUGGCAACGGCUACAAAAACGUCACUUAAAAAGUAAAUUCGCGCUGCUUCAAACUUUAUCGCGCUAAUUCCAACUCGUUUUAUUCGUGAUAUGUUGGAAAUUUUCGUUUUGGAGUUGAAUUCUAAAGGAUUGUACUACAGUUCAGGAAAAGAAAAGAAAAGUUGUUGUCUUCUGUUGCCGUCCUCGACAAAACGUGAAAUUAGGAAGUUUCACUUUGUAGUCGUGCAACCACGGCUAAAAAAUGUACAAAAAUUGAAAAGCUUGUUGCACGUGCAGAGUUGUUGUUUUGCCAAUCUAAACCCAUUGCUUUUAUGCCGUUCUCGUUGGCGUCGCCGUCGUCUUUGCUUAAACUCCCUAUUCUAAUUUUAGAAGACGCCUGAAAAAGUCAAUACCUGUAAAUACCGAGUGGACGCGUGACGACGUCUUAAGAACGUCUGUAUGGGAGGUUAUGGAGCUGGCCUUUGGGUGUUAAAAUUUUGUGUUCAUUUUUUGUUUGUAGGAAGUUAUUAUAGAUGGUUAUAAAGUUCCCGCUGGCCACUAUGUUGGAUUUCUUACAAGAGCAGCUAACUGUGAUCCUAAGAUAUUCCCCGAGGCAGAAAAGUUUCUACCCGAACGAUGGGAUACUUGGUGAGCUAUUUUUUCUUAUUUCUGUUGGCAAAUAAUGGAGAUAGAAUUGCUGUGAAACCGAGUUUCGCGAGGGUUAUUGCGAGAUACGUAUUUCAAGUAUAUAUUUGUGAACUGUUCGAACAAACAGCACUCCGUGAUUGGACAGACAGUUCAAAAUAUCUUCACACGUCUAACGUCACGCGCGCUCUUUACUACUUACUGCGCCAGUUUGAGGACGUUAAAUUCAUGGGCCAUUUUAUGAAGAAAGAACUUGUUUCAUGGGGUGAUUUUCUAAGCCGUUGGAAAUUUUUGACAAUAUUGAAUUUAGCUAGUUCCUCUUGAACACUUCUCUAGUGUUAUUAAAGAAAGUUUCAUGUGCUUUUGUAAAAAAGUCCACGACGCCCUGGCCACGGUUUUCUCUUAAUUCCUGUAUUAAAUAUCAAAAAGGUCUGAUAGCACUUUACGUGGGUCGUUAUAGUUAAUCCUCAGUAUAUCUAGAAAAUAGCAGCACAAUAUCUACCCGCUGGUUUGAAAAGUGACAGCGAAAUGGUCAAUUUGUAUCGCUGUUAAUCUUCACGUCUGUUUAUCGUCCGACCUUUUAGGUUCACAUACAGUUGCGUUUUUUGGUAGGGGAGAACAGUGGGGUGGGAGCCUGAAGAAUAGGGGGCGGGAGGGGUACGGAAGGCGUGAGAGGAAAAGGUGGAAGUGCAAGUCCUAAAAGGGUGGGAAGCGGGACAAAUAAGGGGAAAUUACGCAGCAAUACUAACUAUUUCGCAAUGAAGAAGCCAAGAAAAAAAGGGGCGGAAGCCCGGACUGCAUUGUAGGGGAGGUGGGAGGCUUGAACCCUUCCCCCUUCCCACACCCUGUUCCGUCCCCCUCCCCCUCUUCAUCACCAUCAUCAUCAUUAUCAUCACUUAUUUAUACACGGUAAAACAUCGGGCAAAUAUACAAUAUCCUAAAACGUAGUUACACACUAUCGAUUUAUUUCAUUAACACUAACUGCACAAACAGUAUACAACAUACUAACUGAUUGUCUGCGUUUGUUUUCAUAGUAACCAGCUUGACAAGGACCGCGUAUGGACGUUUGGUUCAGGUCCCCGGAUGUGCGUUGGACAUAAAUUCAUACAUAAGAUUAUCAAGGUCAGUUUUUAUUCUGAGUACCUUUUGCAAAAUUUGCUUAUUUUAUGAUUGCUAACAAUUCCUUGCUAGCAAUCUUUCGGAAUGGUCCGCGGGAGGAAAUAACGAAACUAAAUCCGUGUCUCUGGCACUUUGGCGCCUUCGCCAUUUACUUAGCUAGAGAAAACUGCCAGGCCAUGACUGGUUUCCCCAUUGAAUGACGUCUGAGCAGCGACUGCAGAAAUUCCAAACAGAUGACGUGAACUGCCCAUAUCUUGGUCAGGGUGGUUCUUCUGAUUGGCCUUGCCGCGAGAGAAAUCAGUUACUUAAACCAAUCAGAGGCACUAUCCCACAUAUACGUAACGGCACGUCAUCAGUAUGGAAUUUCUCUGCUCGUUCCUCGGGCGUCAUUUCGCGUGGCAUCGCGCAAUGUGGGCUGUAUUCUUAGGCUUCGACGCUUACGAUCCAGUGAAAUUCUUGUAAGCCGAAGCGGAAGUGGAAAAACUAAACAAAUCACAUGGCACGGGGACGAACAAUGUGAUUGUUGUAGCCGUUCGCUGCUCCUUCUGACUCCGACAACCUGGUUUUUACUAGUUCGUACGCGAAAUCUGAACGCUAAAUGGGAAUCGGAAUCGGAACGAGAUCGCCGGUAACGUUCUCUGACUCCCUCUCCCUCACUACUGGAAACCAGUCUAAAGCUUACAGUACUGUAAAAGGCCGCUUAUACAUUUUUGUAAGGGGUUUUAGGAGGGCUUAUAAACGUAGGGUCCUUUAUCCGAGGGGGCUUAUAACGAGAAUAGAAAAAGCGCUUCAAAACAAGCUAUAGAAGUGCUGAUCAAAAUACGUUUUGCGUUUACUGCCACUGGUUUUUAAUUAAGCUUCAAAACGUCAUAAUACGUCAAAUUCAAGAAAAUAAAAGCUGGACGGAAGCUAACAAUCGGGUGUACUUUUUGUUGUUGUUUACAGGUAGAUGGUCCUAUAUUUCGGCGGGUGGGAGGGGUGGAAAGUCGAAAGGCUUCUGCCCUUGCUGGUUAAAGAAAUAGAGGUUGUAAAUCGGGCAGUAUUUGACUAAAUUCAUCAGUUACGGAGUUUUUACUAUCGAAAAGAUUUAACGGCUUAACCAAGUUCAUAACACUGUCUAUACAUAGCCAUAGAAUGAAUCGAGCUUGCUUUUAUUAUAUAUUUGCAGCUUCUCGCUAAACAUCUUCUUCAGUCGUACGAGUGGGAAUUGAUACCGAACCAAGAUCUGACGUACAAAUGGCUUCCUGUUUCACGCCCCAAGAACGACAUACAACUGAUUUUUACAAAGAUUGGAUUAUGA
Molecule: messenger RNA, 10013 nt
Organism: Porites evermanni
Lineage: Eukaryota; Metazoa; Cnidaria; Anthozoa; Scleractinia; Poritidae
Source: the annotation of a GenBank genome assembly